UACAAGGUUGCCAUCACCAAACACAAGGACUCAGAGCAGACAUGCAGCAGUCUCUACAAUCAGAAUGAUAUGUGGAGUCCUGCUGUUGACUUCAGCAAGUAUAUUGAAGACAAUGAAAGUAUUGAAAAUGAAGACCUUGUUGCCUGGGUGACCACUGGUUUCCUUCAUAUCCCUCAUGCUGAAGACAUCCCAAACACAGUAACUGUGGGCAAUGGAGGUGGGGUCUUGCUGCGACCCCAUAACUACUUCAAUGAGGAUCCAUCUAUCCAUUCUGCAGAUGCAGUGUACUUUAGCCCUGGUGACGAAGAGAGCUGUGAGAACAACAGGAUGGCCUGCUAUGCUGAAGAGAUCUGUAGACCCACUCUAGAGCCUUUUACCUACCACGGUUUUGAGGGUGUCAUGAAGUUUGAAGAUUGGGAGUGA
Menidia menidia (Atlantic silverside) is the source of this 423-nucleotide messenger RNA. Lineage: Eukaryota; Metazoa; Chordata; Actinopteri; Atheriniformes; Atherinopsidae. The record is from the annotation of a GenBank genome assembly.